Funneliformis geosporum is the source of this 270-nucleotide messenger RNA. The record is from the annotation of a GenBank genome assembly. NCBI's taxonomy places the organism in Eukaryota, Fungi, Glomeromycota, Glomeromycetes, Glomerales, Glomeraceae.
AUGUCUACUUAUCCUGGUGAAUCCAAUGAAACGAACAAACCGUAUGAAGAUGCGGCAGUAAAUGAGCAACGAAGAAUAGCAGCAUCUAUAGGUCCUUGUCCAAAAGGAGGGGAUCACGAAUUAAGGCUACAUUACACAAAUGGCACAUUAUUUUGGGCAUUUUGUUUAGGUUUACCAAGAUUUUGCGGAUAUGCAAAGAGAAAAACUGUUUGCACAAAAUGUAAUAGGGAAUUUAAAGGGUUGUCAAUUCCUGAAGCUGGAACAAUGUAA